UGUCCUAAAAUUUGACCUUUUAUCACCUAGAAUUGGUGCACGAGAGUUAAAGAGGUCAACUUUUUAGGACUAAACAGUCAAAAUAAGAAACUUACGGACUAAAAUACCAUUUUAAUCUAUUAGUUACUCAUCAUAGAUAAAUAGGAGUAAUAACAUUAGCAUUAUCCUACGUAUGUUGUCUUGUCUGAUAUCUGAGCCCUUCGUUUGUUCCCUCCAAUGACCAGCGCUUGCAGCAACAACCCCCUCAUCUCCUCUUCCUUCCUUCUCCAUUCUCUCAAAUCUCCAAAUGUAUCCAUUUUCUUCCCCAAAUUCUCCAACCCAAUUUCAUCAAUUCCCUACAUUCAAAUGAACUCCAACAACAAAUCACCUAUAGGAAAUUCCAAGAAUCCCACACAAAGAAGAAGUAAAAGUCCAGGAAAAUACAAACCCAGAUAUGGAACUUCAAGGAAAUCAACUCUGAAGAAAAGUUUGAGUCAAGAACAAGUUAAUUUCACUAAACCAAUUCCUGAAGAUCCUGUGGUUGGUAUUAUUGGAGGUGGCAUGUCUGGCCUUGCCUGUGCUCUUUACUUGGAGAAAAGGGGCAUUCGCUCCACUGUUUUUGACACGGGAAUACAUGGGUUGGGAGGAAGAAUGGGAACGAGAAUGAUUGAUCAUCAGCCUUUGAUAUUUGACCAUGCAGCUCAGUUCUUCACGGUGACCAACCCGAAAUUUGUCGAGCUAGUUGAUGACUGGUUGAAGAGGGGUUUGGUUCGGGAAUGGCAGGGUACAAUUGGCGAGCUUGAACUUGGUGGGCAUUUUGUUCCAUUUCCUUCUUCGCCUCCCAAAUAUAUAGGGGUCAAUGGAAUGCGCCCACUUGCGGAUUCAUUACUAUCUCAGACUUCUUUGGUCAAUGUGGUACGCCCUUGUUGGGUAAGUACACUUGAACCAUUUAACGGGACGUGGCACUUGAGUGAGAAGGAAAAGCCUUGUGGGCAGUUUGAUGCAAUUGUCAUUGCACAUAAUGGUAAAAAUGAACCGGAAGGGUUACGGGUCCAAGGGGCACUUGAGUGAGAAGGAAAAGCCUUGUGGGCAGUUUGAUGCAAUUGUCAUUGCACAUAAUGGUAAUUAUUUUCAAUUUUCUAGUAGUUUUGCCUUUUUGAUAGUCUUUUCUUUUGCAAGAAUUAGCGAAUUUUUAAUAUGCUAAAUCAAACCCUCAUUUAGUUUAUCUCUUUCAUUUCUUCUGUCUAAGGGCACAAUAGUGAGGUGGUGGUGAAAGACAAAAUGCUCCUAUUUCCUGUCCUAUAUUUCAUAGCCUUCCCUCCUCAUUGCUAUGGUCAGGAGUUGUUGAAGUAAACCAAUUUGUUCUCGUCCACAAUAAAAUUAUUUUACUUCUUAUCACUAUAUUAUGUGUGUUUUCGGGUUUUCAACUUAUAUGUAAUAGAAAACCAGAAAACUGUCUCCCUGUUUUUUUUUUUUUUUUUUUUUGGUGAUCAAGUAAAUUAAUCUUCCUGUUUCAUUGAAAAUAAAUGAUAUGAGGUUUUACUCAUAUUGUGUCAGAGGAAUACAUAUGUCAUCAUGAUGUCGUAAUCAAUGAGGAGUGGAGGCAUUCUUAGAUUGUUUCCAUUAUACAAUAAAAAGUAGAAGUAUAGAUAUCUUAAAAGGUUUGUGUGUAAGUUCUAGGUGUUUAACUUGAGAAAAAAGGUGACCGGCCGGUUUCCAAUCCGGGUCGGUUACCGAUUUUUUCAAACCGGGCUUAACGGGUCCGGGUUCAUCUAGGUAAACAAUGAACCGGAAGGGUUACGGGUCCAAGGGGCACUUGAGUGAGAAGGAAAAGCCUUG
Nicotiana tabacum (common tobacco) is the source of this 1818-nucleotide messenger RNA. The record is from RefSeq and is a predicted model, not a curated record. NCBI's taxonomy places the organism in Eukaryota, Viridiplantae, Streptophyta, Magnoliopsida, Solanales, Solanaceae.